UGCUGAGCUCAGUAUCACACAGACCUGCUGGACUCUGACCUUCUCUUGUUAUGAGGAAGUUUGUCUUCGGUGAAUAAUGUCGACCGACGCGUGGGGAUUUAAGCUGUUCAUUUGACUUGAAGCACAAACCAAAGUGAAAAAGGAAGUGACAUUCAAGUGUCGGGUAAGACAUCACUGCACUGAAGAUGUUCAGGAGAGGCAGUCCCUUUGUCAACGACACCAGCAGCUAUGCAAGCUCCAUUCAGUCCAAUGGUCUUUCUACGACCAAUCUGGACGAGGUGUCUUCACAGGUGUCAGGUUUUGCGAAGCCGAGUGCAAAAUCAAUUUACUUGCAAAGGAAGGCCUACGCGGCCUCUACGAACAAGCUGCUGGACAAGUCUCAGUACAGAGUGGAGCAUUUGUUCACCUGUGACCUGGACGGGAGGGAGCUGAGAAACGUAGCAGACUGUGUGGAGCGCCUGACGCUUCUGGACGGCAUGGGCCGCGUGUGGGGUCAGAACAUGUUGCUGGAGGUGCACGGUGCCGACCUGCUGCUCACUGACCCGGUCACCAAGGUGGAGCUGGAGUCAAUAGCUCUCAGCGACGUCGUGGAGCUGAAGGCCGAGUUGGACACAGGAAUAUUCAGCUCCCUGCUGGUUGUGUCAGUUCAGUCGGGAAGAAAGAAAACCACCACUGUCUUCAUGUUUCAGUGCGAGGACGUCCGGGCCGACUACGUUCAGAGAGACCUCGCCCAAGCGCUGUCUCGCAGGAGGGACAACCCAAGCGUGUACGGUGGCCGUGCACUCAUGAAAAACCAUCUCUCUGAACCCGAGGAGCAGAGUCUGUCGCUGCAGUCGGUGCCUCGUAGCUACGAUGAAGACGAUUUCCUUGAGCCUGAGCUGGCUGUGCUAAAGGACGAAGAGGACGACGAGGUCUUGUCCUCCAUGAAGGACACAUCACUGUCUGUGGACACGUUGAAUCAGAUUUUAAAUGACAUUGAAAUCUUCAUGGGUCAAAUAGCUGCUGUGGUGGCGAGAAACGCUCAGAAAAGGAAGAAGAAGAAGAAAGGAAAAGAAGUGAUGGAGGGCAUGCCUGCCACAGAAGAGUUUGCAGCUUGUCUUCAUAAGAUCAAGUGUGGUUUCAACCUUCUGGGGGAGCUAAACGGAAAGAUUGAGAAUCCCACUGCUCCUGAGUUUGUCCACAUCCUCUUCACCUUGUUAGCAUUUAUAUUACCUCAUAGUCCCAAGAAUCUGGCCCCAACCAUUGUGUCUCCGAUGCUGACGCUGCAAAGUAUCCGUCUCAUGAGUGAAGAGACGUCCACAGAGGAGGACCAGCUGUGGCAGUCUCUAGGAGAUGCUUGGAGUGUCCCCAGGUGAGACACGAGACUUGUUU
This is a messenger RNA of Solea senegalensis (Senegalese sole), 1371 nucleotides long. Its product is annotated as epidermal growth factor receptor kinase substrate 8-like protein 3. The record is from RefSeq and is a predicted model, not a curated record. The transcript is spliced from 13 exons. NCBI's taxonomy places the organism in Eukaryota, Metazoa, Chordata, Actinopteri, Pleuronectiformes, Soleidae. Gene Ontology annotation, biological process: positive regulation of ruffle assembly; regulation of Rho protein signal transduction; Rho protein signal transduction. Gene Ontology annotation, molecular function: actin binding. Bases 186 to 1355 code for a protein of 389 amino acids. Gene Ontology annotation, cellular component: vesicle; ruffle membrane; plasma membrane.